CAGUAGUGCAAGAGAAGGGCUCUGUGGCACAAUGAUCGGAGGACUGGCUGCUUUGAUUCUUCUAAGUACUGCGUCCCUGAUUCAAACUGCAGAGGUUCCUCACCAGAUCUCUUCGACUGUGGUUGAACUUGGAGAUAAUUUGACUCUGACAUGUUCAUCCAGUGAAAAUGAAUUCAGGUUUUUUUACUGGUAUAAGAUGAAGUUUGGAUAUAUGGCUCAAACUAUUGCAGCAGGAACUUUCAACACAUUAAAACUUCAAGGACAAUUUGACAACGCAAGAUUUGAAGUCACAAAUUUGAACGCUCAGUAUGUUCUUAACAUCAGAAAUGUAAACAAAGAAGAUGAAGCGAUAUACUUCUGUCUAGCAGGAUCAUCAUACAAAAUGAAACUCAUUAACGGCACACUUUUGGCUGUGAAUGAUCAUAAAAAUGUGCAGAAAUCUGUCCUCGUGAAACAAAGUCCGGAGACGGAGUCGGUCCGGCCGGGCGACUCAGUGACUCUCCAGUGUUCACUUCUCUCCACUGACAAAGAAAACGCAGAUCAGUGUCCAGGUGAACACGAUGUGUACUGGUUCAGAUCUGGAUCAGGAGGAUCACAUCCAAGCUUCAUUUACACUCACAGUGACGAACAAAAGGAAAGAAGUUGUGUCUACAGUCUGUCCACAACUAUACAGAACUCAUCUGAUGCUGGGACUUACUACUGUGCUGUGGUCACAUGUGGACAGAUCCUGUUUGGUGAAGGAACUAAAGUGGAGACAAGAUCAGAUCUGGACCCCGUUGUUCUUGUGCUUGGAGUACUGUUGGCCUGCUGUGUGACUGUGAUUGCCGUCCUUAUCUUCUCAAGAAACUGAAGGAUGGUGACACAGAGGCAUUGAACUGGAAUUAUCGACAAUGAAAAGCAUGAAGAGGAAGAAAAAAGAGACAACAAUAGUAACCAUAAGCUCUGACUUCUGUUUGGGUGAAAUCCACUGAUUAUCAAAACGUUAAACUCUUUGUUAUAUAUAAGAAAGUCAUUUCAACACGUGAUGACGUGUGUUAAUGUUAUUAACUGUACAUGAGAUUAGUUGUGCAAUGUGGGGAGGACGCCCUCCCUGCUUUUGAAAUGAUCUAGAACUGCCACUUACACAGGCGUCUCUGCGGGUGCACAUGGAGAAGGGGGUUAUGGGUAAUCGUGGCUGGGACAGGGAAACAGAGGAGCUUGGUAUUUAACCCGGGUGGAUGUGGUUUUGCAAGACGUAGCAGUGAACGCUUGGGCAAGCUCCGUGACCGUCCCCGCCACAGUCUAUGACAGGUGUGUUCAACUCAAUUUCACUGAGGGCCACACCGGGAAAAGAGAAUCACAUCAUGUGCCAGACUUAACAGAGUAAAUUGACAUGUAUUAAAUCGCUAAAAUAAAAAUCUCUGAUUUUAUUGUUGCACGUCCCAUAUAGACUUCUCACAAAGCGUUUGGUCCACAUAAAACCAUAACAAUGUAGCUUAGCCAUCAAAGCAUUUAGUGAAGCUAAAUAAUGCAUUCUGAAUUCUAUUUUUACAAGUAACACACAUAACGUACAGCCCGCUCACAACAAUCUGUUUCACAGGCCUGAAUAUGACGAGUCAAUGGUUGUGUGGGACAUUUAAUAGGAUAAAACUAAAUUAGGAUCUUUGAUCUUGUAGUUUACAUGUCCCAUACACCCUAGCCCAGGGGUCGGCAACCUUUACUAUCAAAAGAGCCAUUUUGCCACCUCUUCCACCAAAUAAAAUGUGUCUGGAGCCGCAACACAUAUUUCAUAACACAGCUUAAGUUGUAUAUACCAUAAAUAGUUAUACUAUAUUUGUUGCAUUUAUGAAAUCACAUAAAUACAAAGGAAACUGUUGAGAUUAUAUUGAUAUUAGGACAACACCAAUCUCUUUUAUUGGUAUCAACUCAAUUAUUUCUUCCUGCAUCACAUCAGAGUUCACACACCUGCAUAACAGCGCUGUCUGUUCAACAUCACUUACAUCACUUGACUCAUCACAGGCGAUUUAAUAUGCU
Cottoperca gobio is the source of this 2013-nucleotide messenger RNA. RefSeq lists its product as uncharacterized. The transcript has 5 exons. The record is from RefSeq and is a predicted model, not a curated record. Lineage: Eukaryota; Metazoa; Chordata; Actinopteri; Perciformes; Bovichtidae. Gene Ontology annotation, biological process: response to bacterium. The coding region runs from base 32 to 850 and encodes 272 amino acids.